AUGCGUGGGACAUUUGAGGCAACGCAUAACCGAUCGCUCGCGGCUUCCUGUCAACUGACAUCGGAGCUUGCUGACGCUUCGUCAGGAAUAGCCAUGAAUUCCUCAAAUGGAUAUACAGCGCCUGAUUCACAGCAUGCCAAGCCGAUGUCCUGGUCACUUGGUGGCCAUUAUGGCCCAAUUGGACGCUACCUCCUCUGCGCCACCAUAUUCAUCUGUUUAGCUAUAGCCGGUGUUGGAGUUGGACUGGGUGUUUACAUACAUAAUGUUUCCGAUAAAUUGUCGUCAGACUGCCCAACUGUUUCAUCACCUGUCCAAUCAACUGUCCCAACAACUACACCAUCAUCUACCGCGUCACCAUCGAUAGAAGGGUCCUACAGAUAUGGAGCUGUGGCUUCUGAUGCAGGAAUUUGUUCUACUAUUGGAACAAAUAUCAUGGCCCGGCAAGGUGGCUCUGCUGUAGAUGCUGCCAUUGCCGCACUUUUGUGUCAGUGUGUACAGAACCUGCAUAGUUGUGGUAUAGGUGGAGGGCACUUCAUGACCGUAUACAACAGAGAAAACAACACUGCAUACACCAUUAACGCCCGAGAAAUGGCGCCAAGAGCAGCUUCCGAGAACAUGUAUGUAAAACAAUCGUCAGUAGAAGGUGGUAUAGCUGUUGGAAUACCAGGUGAAAUCAAGGGGCUGCAUACUGCAUGGAAGCUUGGUGGCAAAUUACCAUGGAAAACGUUAUUCCAGCCUACUAUACGUCUGCUUCGAGACGGAAUGCCGGUUAACAGUGCUCUUGCUUCCGCUAUCGAAAGGAAUGCCGCCUUCUACCCACGAUACGAUAACCUGAGGAGAUUACUUACAAAUCCCACAACAGGGUUCUACUUCAAAGAAGGGGAAAUAAUGAAAUGGCCAGCUCUUGCAAACACAUUUACAACAAUAGCUGAAGAAGGUCCGGACGCUUUCUACAAUGGUAGCCUUAGCCGGGACAUCGUACAGGACAUUAGGGAUGCAGGAGGCAUAAUAACCGAACAGGACCUACAGGACUACACGGCGUUGGUUAGAGAUCCUCUCGUCAUCAGCCUUAACGACAAUUCAUCUGUUUUCUCCCCACCACCACCCUCCAGUGGCGCUGUCUACGAAAUGAUUUUAAACAUACUUGACGAGUUUAGAAUGAGCAGUGACAGUAUAUCUACACCACAGAAGGAAGUACUUGCUUGGCAUAGGAUCGUAGAAGCAUUCAAGUUUGCCUACGCCAAAAGGUCUAGCCUUGGUGAUGGAGACGGUGAAGAUGAUGCCUUCCGAGCUAAUCUCAAUGAGCUGCUCAGCAACAUGACGUCAAAGAGCUAUGCGGCCUACAUACGAUCGCAGAUCACGGACGAUAGAACUCACGACACAAUGUAUUACGGCCCUACAUUUUAUGACGCUAUAACGACAAGCACUGCCCAUUUAUCUGUUCUGGCCCCUAACGGGGACGCAGUGUCUGUCACAAGCACUAUAAACUUACAUUUUGGCUCCAAAGUUUUGGGAUCAAGAACAGGAAUUAUAUUUAAUGAUGAAAUGGACGACUUCUCUACUCCAAACACCACAAAUUCUUUUGGUGUCCCUUCUUCUGAAGCUAACUUCAUAAAGCCAUUAAAGCGUCCCUUGUCCUCAAUGUGUCCAAGCAUAAUCACAGAUAGCAAUGGAGUUGUUCGACUUGUUGUUGGCGCUUCCGGUGGAACGAAAAUAACUACGUCAACGGCGAUGGUGACGGUGGAGACCCUAAUGUUCGGUAUGGGUAUCAAGGAAGCCAUUGAUCAUCGGCGCAUCCAUCAUCAGCUGCUGCCGAAGGAAAUAAUGGUAGAGGAGGGGUUUCCAGAGGAAAUUUUGGCUGGACUUCGCAGUAAGGGACACAAGGUCAGCGUCACCAGCAGUGCAGGGUCAGUGGUACAGGGAAUAUUACAACGGGAGGAAGGCCAGAUUACCGCUAAUUGUGACUUCCGUAAAGCAGGGUAUCCAGAUGGCUACUAA
Ylistrum balloti is the source of this 1998-nucleotide messenger RNA. Its product is annotated as glutathione hydrolase 1 proenzyme-like. Gene Ontology annotation, cellular component: plasma membrane. Gene Ontology annotation, molecular function: glutathione gamma-glutamate hydrolase. The record is from RefSeq and is a predicted model, not a curated record. The transcript has 12 exons. Lineage: Eukaryota; Metazoa; Mollusca; Bivalvia; Pectinida; Pectinidae. Gene Ontology annotation, biological process: glutathione catabolic process. The coding region runs from base 1 to 1998 and encodes 665 amino acids.